AUGUCAAGUAGCAAGCUUCCCAGGGUUGCAGCUCUCCGCAGGCAGCAACUUCGCCUUGAGUUCGCGAGUAUCAAGGUGUCUCCUCCAGUUGGGGUAUACGUGAGCCUUUCUCCAAGCGAUCCCGCCCUCUGGUCUGGGGUACUGUUUGUUCAGAAAGGUCCCUACGCAUCGGCUAUACUUCGAUUUCAAAUCCGAUUCCCGCCCUUAUAUCCUGACCUUCCACCGCUCGUUACGUUUACUACGCCUAUAUUCCAUCCUCUAGUCGUACCUUUGACUACACAGACAUACUCGAACCGGCCGUCUAAUCUGGAUUCUGUAACGGGAACAAUCGAAGAGCAGCUACCGCCUGGUGGGUUUAGCCUACGACAUGGUUUUCCACAGUGGUUUGUAAAGAUAGAACGGAGCGCUGUCGGCUCUCUUUCAUCAUCUAGGAGUACAAGUGGACAAAAACCGGGGAAUAUUGGCGUUGAUGUAGAGCAGGAUAGUGGCCUGGUAGAGAGUAGUACUGAUGAAAUCAUCAGCCGGAUUUCACCUCUUCCCUGCGACAUACGGGACCCGAAAAAACCUGACGUUACUGACGUUACUACCUUGGAUCUUCUUGAGUAUAUCCGUUCAACAUUUGACGACGAAACUGUUUUGGAUUCGAUACCGCUGGAGGCUACGGGGUGUCCGAAUGCGUGGCAUGCUUGGAGUGCACAUCGUCGUCAGCCACGGACAGGACCAGCAACUGAACGCCGAUCCAGCAAGGAUGCAGGAGUCAGUUCUCCCUCAACACUGGGGCGAACUUUGAGUCCAGACAGUAUACAGAGAAGCAGCCCACAGGCCCGUUCACCCGGUGAGUGGAAUUGGGAAGGCGUCUGGCUAAAGAGAGUCAAGGAGAAUAUUCAUCAUAGCUUUCUCGAAUCGGUACUUUUUGGGAGCUCGUCUCGAGCUGGAAGUUCAGGGGAUGACAUGAUCCGAUUUCAGAAGCUGGACCACAGCGUCCUGACAAAUAUAAAAGAAGAGAUUCUUGCCCUUCAAGAAAGUCAGGCUGACCCCCGGCCUUUGGCUUAA
Messenger RNA from Trichophyton rubrum CBS 118892, 1053 nucleotides. RefSeq lists its product as uncharacterized. The transcript is spliced from 4 exons. The coding region runs from base 1 to 1053 and encodes 350 amino acids. Lineage: Eukaryota; Fungi; Ascomycota; Eurotiomycetes; Onygenales; Arthrodermataceae. The record is from RefSeq and is a predicted model, not a curated record.